Molecule: messenger RNA, 360 nt
Organism: Cyanidioschyzon merolae strain 10D
Lineage: Eukaryota; Rhodophyta; Bangiophyceae; Cyanidiales; Cyanidiaceae
Exons: 1
Coding region: 1-360 (119 amino acids)
Cellular component (GO): chloroplast
Source: RefSeq, a predicted model, not a curated record
AUGGUGUUACUUUUCGUUGCACCGCUUUCUACAAGUCGAACUGGAGCGUCUCCGGGUGGUCAGCAUGCGCUCUGGUCGGAGAGACGACCCAAGCGAGGUUCGAGCGCUCUCCGAGCACGUGAGGAGGCAGCGGAAACCUCUGCCUCCGCUGCUGCGCCCUGUAAGCUCUGCGGUGGCAGCGGACGUCUUCAGGGUGGGCUCGCAGCCGUGCGCGGCUUUCACUGGUGGCCAAUCAAAGCCUAUCGGCCGUGUCCUGCUUGUGAAGCUGGUAGACUUCGUUACCGCCGCCGUGGCCAGUCCCUCCAGGACUUUGUAGGAAACGGGAGAGGCACAACCGAAACUGAGCCGCCUGCCUCGUGA